AUUGCUCAGCCACAACCAAGUUUACAGAACCUUGUCCAUUGGUACAUGCAAUUAGACGCAAAAGUAAAGUUACAAGUAGAGCGUGGUAUUAAAGUCACCUCAUGGCCACAUGGAUUCGGGGGAUAUUGAAUGCAAUGUAUCAAGGAUUUAUGGACAGUUUAAGGGGUGGAAUGGUUCUUUUUUAUAUGGACAAGCACAUCAAUCAAAGAGAAUCAAAAAGAAUUUCAACGAGUGCCGAACUUCGUAGGAGAGAAUCGGUUGCUCACCACAGUCCCAGCAAGCAAUCGAAACAACAGAGGGAAUCAAAAAUAUUAAAGCGAAUGGUACAGUGUUGUGCAUUAAAUGGUGGAAUCUUUUGGCUCAGUAUCUUGGUCUUUGAAUAUGGUCUGCUGCCAUUUCUGAAAUACAUCCUCACCAUCAUAUUUGGUCAUUCUUCCGGUGUCGGCACGGUCGUAUGGUCAUGGAUGCGACCCGUUUUAUCAUUCACAUUUGGAACCAUGUGGGUGUUGCCUCUUUUCUUACUGAGUAGGAUAGUCAACAGUUUAUGGUUUCAGGAUAUAGCGGAUAGCGCAUACAGAUACAGACAGGGUAGACCGUUUCUCUUGUCAAGUAUGAGCAAGCUGGUAGCCGAUACAUUUUUUAAUGUAUUGGUUCAGGCAUUGUUUCUCGGUCAGGGAAUGCUAAUAUCGAAGGUGCCGUUACCCCCUGUCGGAGAUAUCCUUGCUCUGUUGCACAUGUGUCUUCUUUAUGCUCUCUAUGCGUUUGAAUAUAAAUGGUUCAACAUGGGAUGGGAACUGCACAGGCGAUUGACUUUCAUUGAGGGCAAUUGGCCUUAUUUUAUUGGAUUCGGCAUGCCACUUGCUGUACUCACGCAACUGCCCGAUUCCUAUGUUAUAAGUGGAUGUGUCUUUUCGAUAUUGUUUCCACUGUUCAUUGUCAGUGGCAACGAGGCGGAACCAAUCACCGGAGUGUGUGACUGCCCACUCAAGUUAUUUUCUCCAGUUAUCGUGAUUGCGAAUACGCUUUUCAAUAAGACCAUCGGCCCCGUUCACAGAAGAUGACACGGGGGAUUGGCGGAAGUUACGAUUACGAGAUGCCACCACAAAAGUUAAUAGCUCGGUGCUGCUUCAAAUGUCUUACGAGUACAUUAACGCAUUAUCCUACGACAAGAUUUUGUAUGUUUUACAGCAUGGUUUGACCUUUCGAUUAAAUCACCAUAUUGUUGAGAAAGUCA
Orussus abietinus is the source of this 1234-nucleotide messenger RNA. It is a transcript of the gene tank, whose product is annotated as etoposide-induced protein 2.4 homolog. Gene Ontology annotation, cellular component: endoplasmic reticulum. Bases 102 to 1061 code for a protein of 319 amino acids. The transcript is spliced from 6 exons. The record is from RefSeq and is a predicted model, not a curated record. Gene Ontology annotation, biological process: macroautophagy. NCBI's taxonomy places the organism in Eukaryota, Metazoa, Arthropoda, Insecta, Hymenoptera, Orussidae.